Messenger RNA from Leucoraja erinaceus (little skate), 3659 nucleotides. Its product is annotated as leiomodin-2-like. Gene Ontology annotation, molecular function: tropomyosin binding; actin binding. The record is from RefSeq and is a predicted model, not a curated record. Gene Ontology annotation, biological process: muscle contraction; pointed-end actin filament capping; myofibril assembly. The transcript is spliced from 3 exons. Lineage: Eukaryota; Metazoa; Chordata; Chondrichthyes; Rajiformes; Rajidae. Gene Ontology annotation, cellular component: striated muscle thin filament; myofibril. Bases 440 to 2164 code for a protein of 574 amino acids.
GGCGGCCGGUGAUGUUGAGUGCCGGAAUCUGUAUGUGGGGCAUGGUCUGUGGACAGUUCGUCUACUCCACGACGGGUCCAGCCAGCUUUCCAACACGCAGUGGCGUAACCAGCCCGAAUACUCUGUCCUUCUUGGCUUCAGUGGCUCGCCUGACGUGUGUUGCUCGAAACAGACCAUGCCUUCAUACAUUGUUGCAAGAGGGGCGAGCACAUGAUACAUCUCAGCCCAGGGGGCGGCUUUAAAAGUUACCUGCAGGAAACCGGACAUCCAUUCGGCCGCUUGGUGGGACUGGUGCAAGUUGGGUCUGUUGCAACUACAGAGAGACUUCGCCUUGGUGGGACUAGUACAAGUUGGGUCUGUUAGAACUACCGAGAGACCUCGCCUUGCUCGGGCUAGUGCAAGUUGGGUUGAGUUAGAACCACCGGGAGACCUCGCCACCAUGUCCCAGUUCGGUUACAGGAAAGAGCUGGAGAAGUACGAGGACAUAGACGAGGAUGAAAUCCUUGCCUCCCUGACCUCAGACGAGUUGAAUGAGUUAGAGAGGGAGCUGGACAACAUCGACCCCAACCAGUAUGUUCCCAUUGGGCUGAGGCAGAAAGACCAAACGGACAAAACCCCACAAGGGACCUUCAGCAGAGAGGCACUGAUGGCAUACUGGGAACACGAGACUCAGAAACUACUGGAGAACGAGCGACUUUGUGCCGAGCCAGGCCAGGCAGAAACCAGUGAAGCCAGCAAAGGAGAUGAUGAAGAUGACACUGAAACUGAAAGUGACAAUGACGAGUUAGGGAAUGAUCUGGACACUGAAGAAGAUACAUCGGAAACAACGAGUGAUGAAGAUGAUAUUGUAACGGAGGAGGAGGAGGAGGAGGAGGAAGAGGAGGAGGGAGAGGAAGGGAAGCAGAACGCACAAGAAAUCGUUGCUACCAGAUCAACGAGCAGCAUUGGACAGGUUGGAUCACAAAGAUACAACGGGCAUAUCGAUAACCAGCCUGUGAUGAAUGGCUUCAACAAAGAAAAAAUCACGGAAGAUCAUCCAAAUCACAAAGUGGGCUCAAGCCUAACAGAAGAUGAUCCCAGUCUCAAAGCUAACAGCCCCCAAAAUGGCAACACAACUGUUGUUGAAGAUGCUCUCGAGAGUAUCCGAAAUAAUGACGCUGACAAAACAGACAUCAACCUGAAUAACAUGGACAAUAUAAACUCCGAGACCUUCAAACAUAUCGCAGAAGCACUGAAGCACAAUACAGCCGUUAAAAACGUUAGCUUGGCCAACACCCAUGCAGAUGACCAUGUGGCUUGCGCAAUGGCGGAUAUGCUACAAGUUAAUAGGACAAUCACAAACCUAAAUAUGGAUUCCAACUAUAUCACGGGCAAGGGGAUCUUGGCCCUCAUAAAAGCCAUACAGCACAAUGGCAUAUUAGCAGAACUUCGAUUCCACAAUCAAAGACACAUUUGCGGAGGGCAGGUUGAAAUGCAAAUCGCCAACCUUUUGAAAGAGAACACAACUCUUGUGAAAUUGGGCUACCACUUUGACCUACCUGGUCCACGAAUGACAAUGACCAGUGUCCUAACCAGGAAUCUGGAUAAACAAAGGCAAAAACGCCUCCAGGACCAAAAGCAGCAGCAGGAACUGGACAGACGUCUUGGUCUUGAGGGGCCAGCGAACCCAAGGACAAGUGCUCUGCAGAAGGACUCGCCCAGAUCCUCCCCCCGCCCAUCUCCCAAGAGCUCUCCUUGGUCAUCUCCCAAAGUGGCCAAGAAGGUCCUUUGCCUGAACCUCGGCACUCCUCCUCCACCACCCCCGCCACCUCUCCCGGAGAAGCUGGCUCUUCCCGCCCCGCCACCACCUCCUCCGCUCCCGGUGCAGCUCGCCCCGAGCAGGAACAUUGCCGAAGCCAUCAAGCUGCAAGAGCUGAAGCUAAACAACGUCCAUCAAAACUGUAAAGUCAGGAAAAGCAAGAGUGCCAAGAAGAAGCAUCACAGGGAAAACAACCUGCUGAGACAGCUCAAAAACUCUCUCAAACCAAUUUCGGACCAAAGAUUGGAGAUCGGAUCAAGACCAGCGACCCCCCAGAGAACAUUACACGAUGAUCUAAUGUCAGCAAUCCGGUCAAGCAACGUAAAACAGCUAAGAUCAGUUGAUAUUCCAGAAUAUCUUCGAUGAAUAAACAAGAUGUAUUUUCAGCAACAAGCAAUGAUGCUCUUCAAGAACAGCUCCUGAAAAUGUGAAAACAACUGCAACGAUGGAACAAAAACCAGCACCAAUCUCCUCGGAGGUUCAGUAGAGCAUUGUGUACACUUUCAAGCUCACAACUCCAUUAGAGCUGAGUAUUCUAACGUGUGAAGUGGCCCAUGAUGUUUUUCGUUUUGUUUAGUUGUAGUCAAAGGGACGCAAUGCGUCUUAACGAGAAAAUGAUUAUCGGAAAGUAAAUGUAUUUAUAUGUAAAUAUGUCGACAGAUGUAUUUUGUAUUUGAGUAGGAUGAUUUGCAAAUUUUGUAGUACGUUGAAUGGAGACAACUAUGCUUGGCAACGAUUGAGACGCAAGCAGAGUAACGGUUAUCAUUGUAAUCGGUGCAGGGAAGAUUCACGAGGAUGCUGCCAGGACUUGAGGGCCCGAGCUGUAGAGAGAGGAGAGGUAGGCGAGGACGCUAUUCCUUGGAGUCCAAGAGAAUGAGGGGAGAUCUGACAGCAAUGUAUAAGAUCAUGAGCGGAAUAGAUAAGGUAGACACACAGAGUCUUUCACCCAGAAUAGGAGAACCAAUAACCAGAGGACUUUGGUUUAAUAGGAUUAUAAAUAAACUAUUUAAAAAGAUUUAAUACGAAGCCGAGGGGCAACUUUUUCACACAGAGGGUGGUGGGUAUAUGGGAUGAGCUGCCAGAGGAGAUGAUUGAGGGAGGUACUAUCACAACAUUGAAAAGACAUUUGGACGGGAACAUAGAUAGGAAAUGUUUAGAGGGAUAUGGGCCAAACAUGGACAGGUGAGAUUAGUGAAGAUGGGUCUAUGUACAUUGGUUGUCAUGUGCGAGCAGGGCUGAAGGGCCUGUUUACUAAUGAGCCUGUCCCACUUACGCGAUUAUUUUCGGCAACUUGCCGGCACCCGUCAUAGUCGCAGCAGGUUGCCGAAAAUUUUCAACAUGUUGAAAAUCCAGCAGCGACCAGAACAAGGUACGGCUCUUUAGGCGACUACUCACGAUCAUACAGGCUUCACCCCCGCAACAUGUCGCCAGGGUGUCGCCUGUAUGGUCGUGAGUAGUCUCCUUAGUCGCCCAAAGAGUCGUAACGUCUUUCUGGUCGCCGCUGAAUUUGCAACAUGUUGAACAUUUUUGGCAACGUACAACGACCUAUGACGGGUGCCGGCAGUCACCGAAAAAGUUGCGUAAGUGGGACAGGCCCUUUAGUCUUCGACUCAAUGAUGUUUAACUGUUAAAACUUUCAAUACUCAAGUUCAAGUUCGAGUUUAUUGUCACAUGCACCCAUGGAGGUACAGUGAUAUUUGAGUUACAGUGAUACUGUUACAUAAGUAGUUUUUCUUCUAGUGUCUGCAACAUAUCCUUUGGAAUAUAUGAUUUAAAAUGUGUUUUCAUGCCUUUCAUAAAUAUGUAGUUGGAAAUAAAUGUGUCUUGGAAUAAUGCCUUGGAAGUGCAGCGUCUUUCAGUU